GGGUUGAAAAGUUGGGGGCACUGGGAAACCUCUCUAAUGUAUCCCCGUCUCAAGUAUUCUGGGGGAUCGGACCAGUUUAGUUGAUUAUCUGGCAGUGCCAACGGUUGCUUCUCUUUCACACGUCUUAGAGACUCAGUCACGCGGAACGAGGGAGGAUAGGGAAGAGAGGAGGCGCUUAAAAGAAAUGACAAAGCAAGCUGUCACGCUUAAACGCGUAAAGUUGUGGAUGUUGUCACUUAUGAGUGUCAGAAUAUUGGCAGAAUGAAAUGUGGCUUUUCAGUAAAUUAUGCCGGUGUUUAUUGAGAGAGGGAAAAAAUUGUGAAUGACACCGGUGUAUAUUUCAGACAGGGGGAAUUUGUCAAUGGAGGAGUAUCACCUACGUUACUGCUAAUUAGUCUCUAAUUAGUUCAGCUAAUAUAAUUAUAACGUGUAGUAAUUAUGUUACGUUAAUGUUAGUGGAUGAUAUCGGGUGAGUUACAUAUUUCAAAGUCGGCGUUCCAUCCCUUUAAUUAUUUAUCAUUUCGUCUGCAGACCACAUCGUUAAUUGUUUUUUUUCUUGAUUUAUUUACUCAAGAUCAGGACAGAGGAGGAUCCAUUCUAAUUACCAACAAAUGAGGGAAUAGGUUUCCUGACCCUGCUUGACUUAAAAAAAAAAAAAAAAAGAAAUACAACAAAACACAGGGACUUUUCUUUUAUCUGCAGUGCACAGUAUAAAUGCGUACAUACACGCAUACAAAGGCACAUAUAUAUAUACAUAUCAUUUAUUAGGCAUCUACUUGUGUACAUAUACACAUUUUCUUUUAUCUUACACUGCCGUAUUGAUAAUGCAGAAAUUAUAAGUCUUUUCGCCUACAAGAGUCUGUUUUUGUAUGGAAAUUGGAAAGGACUUUAAACUCUUAUGGUGAGUUAACCAUUAGAAAACAGUUUAUAGCAGAGACUCCAUCUAAGAAUAUCUGAAGAAGGAAUUGUAAUUCCGAAAUAUCAUCGGACUAUAGAUAACUAAAUUACAACAGAAUAUCAGAAACAGCAAAGAAUUGUUUCUGUCAGAUCUGUCACCAAUAUUAACCAUCUUUUCAAGACUAAAGGAAAAUGUUACACAGAAUGGAUAUAUAUAUUCCUUUUUAUAUAGAUCUAUGGUGAAUUAAAAAUAAAUAUUUCUUUGGAACUGAGAGAAAUAUCAACAUUUAUUUUCUUCACUGCUUGAAAAAUUUACAAACAGACUUUGCAUUUUAAUUAAACUUGGAUUACAAAGGAAUUUUGUAACAACCUCAGAUAAUCAAAAUUUGGUGCUUAUGGAAAUAUUGCAGCAGUAGUGUUUGUUAGGUAUAUAGUACAAGGACAAAAAGAGGAAAACUUGUGUCUGUUGUCGUAAGAAAACGAAAAUUAUGGAAAAUGAAUUAAUUGAGAACAAGGUUAAAAGUGAAAUACAGAAGAUUGACUUUUCUGAUGAUGUAAAGAACGAGAAAGGAAAACCGUCAUUUAAUUGUGAUAUCUGUGGUAAAUCGUUCUGCCGAAAAGGUAACAUUACUAAACACAAACUUAUUCAUACAGGAGAAAAACCAUAUCAUUGUGAUAUCUGUGGUAAAUCAUUUUAUCAAAGUGAUCACUUAACUAUUCACGUACGCAUUCAUACAGGGGAAAAGCCAUAUUUCUGUGAUUUCUGUGGUAAAUCAUUCUCGGAGAAUAGUUCUUUAACUAAACAUAAACGUAUUCAUACUUUGGAAAAACCACAUAAUUGUGAUUUCUGCGGUAAAUCAUUUUCUAAUGGUGACGGUCUCACCAGACACAAACGAAUUCAUACGGGUGAGAAGCCACAUCCCUGUGAUAUCUGUGGUAAACCAUUCUCUCAAAGAGGUGACUUAAGUAGACACAAAUACAUCCAUGCAGAAGAGAAACCAUAUCAUUGUGAUAUCUGUGGUAAGUCAUUCUCUCAAAAAGGUAAUUUAAUUAAGCAUAAACGUAUUCAUACAGGAGAGAAACCAUAUCACUGUGAUAUCUGUGGUCAGUCAUUCUGUGCAAGUUGUGACUUAACUAUACACAUACGUAUUCAUACAGGUGAGAAACCAUAUCACUGUGAUAUCUGUGGUAAGUCAUUCUCUAAAAAAGCUACGCUGAACUCUCAUAAAAAUAUUCAUACAAGAGAGAAACACCUUGUGUGAUGUGUGUGGUAAAUCAUUGUCUAAUGAUGGUUACUUAACACAAACACAUCCAUGCGAUUGAGAAGCCAUAUCACUGUGAUAUUUGUGAUAAAUCAUUCUCUGAAAGUAGUGGUUCAGACAUGAACACAUUCACACAGGGUAAAUUCCAUAUCACAAUGAUAUCUGUGAAGGACAUAUUCUUUCAAAGAAGAAUCUUUACAAAACACAAGUGCACUCAAACAGGAGAAAAGCUAUAUCACUGCAAUGUCUGUGAUAAGUCAUUCUCUGAAAAUGGUGACUUAAUUCAACCCAAACUUAUUCAUACAGGAGAGUAACCAUAUCACUUCAAUAUCUGGUAAAUCGUUUUCUGAUGACAACCAAUUAACUGAACACAAACACAUUCAUACAGGAGUAAAAAUAUAUAUCCCUGUGACAUCUGUAUUAAAUCUUUAUCUCAUGGAUAUAUAUUAACUACUCGUAAAGGGGAGAAAAAAAAACCUUAUCGUUAUGAUGAAUCAUCUGCUGAAUCUUGGUCACUUAACUAAACCCAAGCAUAUUCAUAGAGGAAACAAUAUUGUGACAUCUGUUGCAAAUUAUUACCUCAUGGAUAUAAGUUAACCACUAACAAACACACAUGCAAGGGAGAAACCUUAUGACUAUCACAUCUGUGGUAAGUGCUUCACUAAAACUGGUCACGUAACUAAACACAAGCUAAUUCAUAUGGGAGAAAAGCAAUAUUGUGACAUUUGUAGCAAAUCAUUAUCUUAUGGAUAAAUAAUCAUACAGGGGAAAAUCCUAUUCUUUGUGACGAAUCCUUAACUAAACACUAGUUUAUCCAAACAUGAGACAACCCAUAUCAUUGUGGCAUCUGUUGUAAAUUAUUAUCUCUAGGAUAUACUUCAACUUCUUAUAGAAGGGAAAAAACCUUAUCAUUGUGACAUCUGUGAUGAAUCCUUCACUGAAACUGGGGCCACUGAACUAAACUCAAACUCAUUCAAACAGGACAGGAAUCAUAUUUCUGUGAUAUCUAGCGAUGCCUGCUGGGUUCGGCUGCUCUACAUUGAUAAGAGGCAAUAAUACCUUGAAACUAGUCUGUAGAUGCCAGACCAGCAAGGGGAAGCGGCUGACCUCCCCUUGUUCGAAGGUUAUAAUGGACACAGGUUCGUGUGUGACAUAGCUAGCUAGAGGCGAUGGCCUCUUGGAGCUAAUCAACGGCAGCAUUCGUCCUAUUUUUUGGACUGCCAUGUUGGCUUGGCGAUAACUAUUGAUAUGCUAAAUCAUUUUCUCAAAAACGAUCCCUGACUGACCAUAUUGUUAUUAAUAUGCAUCAAUAACUCUAUCAAAAUAUAGGCUCAUAAUAUACACAGUGCAACAAGCACUGCAAGUGUGAUUACAUUUAGUUGGGUUAACUGUUUCCUGUUUCUCAUUUGUAUAAUUAAUAAUGUUAUCAUUAUUGGUUAUCUUUCAUUGGAGUAGCCUAGAAGUUGUAUAAAUGUACUCUAUACAAGAAAAUAUUAAUAUUCAUAUUGAUAUUGAUACAUAAGGAGUGCAGUCAAACACGUUUCACUGGUUUUUUUUUUGUUGGUUUGUAUAUUUUGUUGCCCAUAUUCAUUUUCUCGUUUUUGUUAGUAAAUCUGUUAAUAUUAAGAAUAUUGCUAUUUCAAAAUACUCAUCAAAUUUGUUGGUAUACUAAUGAAAUAAAAGAAAGAAUUUGAUGAACAAAAAUGAAGUGUUGCAUGUUAUAUCUUCCUUGUGUUUAUCUCAAUUGUUAGAAUUGAUUUUGUGGAAAAUAAAUUAUAUUAAGUGCAUUCAAUAA
Molecule: messenger RNA, 3954 nt
Organism: Octopus bimaculoides (California two-spot octopus)
Lineage: Eukaryota; Metazoa; Mollusca; Cephalopoda; Octopoda; Octopodidae
Biological process (GO): regulation of DNA-templated transcription
Molecular function (GO): DNA-binding transcription factor activity, RNA polymerase II-specific; RNA polymerase II cis-regulatory region sequence-specific DNA binding
Source: RefSeq, a predicted model, not a curated record